UAACACGACUAGUACUUGUGGUGUGGGCACAACCAGUACUUGUAGCGAGGGCACAACCAGUACUUGUGGCAGAGGCACAACUAGGACUUGUGGUGAGGACACAACCAGGACUUGUAGCAGGGGCACAAGCAAGACUUGUAGCAGG
Racocetra persica is the source of this 145-nucleotide messenger RNA. Lineage: Eukaryota; Fungi; Glomeromycota; Glomeromycetes; Diversisporales; Gigasporaceae. The record is from the annotation of a GenBank genome assembly.